Teleopsis dalmanni is the source of this 3210-nucleotide messenger RNA. RefSeq lists its product as uncharacterized. Lineage: Eukaryota; Metazoa; Arthropoda; Insecta; Diptera; Diopsidae. Gene Ontology annotation, molecular function: nucleic acid binding. Gene Ontology annotation, biological process: DNA integration. The record is from RefSeq and is a predicted model, not a curated record. The coding region runs from base 1 to 3210 and encodes 1069 amino acids. The transcript has 6 exons.
AUGCACAGUGGUAGCAUAGCAAAAAUUUAUCGUACGAUGCGGGCGAACGAAAAUUUUGAGCUGCUAAAAAAUCUUUUCCGUAAUACGAAAGUACAAGAACAAUCUUUCGAAAAUUUAAUGGAAAAACUAACGGAUCAUUUCCAGUCGAAACGACAUGUGGUCGCUGCACGUUACGAUUUUUUCAAAAGGGAAAUGAAGCCACAUCAAUCAUACAGAGAGUGGGUAGCAGAUCUCCGCGGAUUGGCAAGAGAGUGUAACUUUUCGUGCUCAGCCCAGAAUUGUUUGCACACUUUCGUGGAUGAUAUGAUUCGUGACCAAAUUAUUAUACGUACACCUCACGAUGCUGUGCGCACGGCUGCGUUCCAAAAGCCCCAGCCAACACUUGCUGAUGUUUUGCAGAUUGCAGAAUUGUACGAAACAACCACUAAAACGGUGGCAACAAUUAAAGAACAAACCGGAUAUAGCAAAAUUGGACAUAUUGCGCCAGUGUGCAUGUCAAAACAAAACAAGAACAACAAACAUAAUUCAGGUGAUGAAAACAAGAAGAAAGACUACCGUCGUAAAAGUCACAACAUUGGUACUGUUGAAACAAUUAACAGUUUAACAGGUAUUGUAAAAACUGAAAGCAAUAAGAAUUACAUUGACUUGGAAAUUUGUAAUAAAAUUGGGUCUUUCCAAAUGGAUUCUGGUGCAACAGUUUCUCUAAUAAAUAAGCGUACAUUCAAAACUCUAAAUUGCCCAAAAUUGCGAAAUUGUACAAAAACCUUAUUUGGUUUUGGCAAAAAUGAAAUUCCAGUGCUUGGUGAACUUUGCGUAGAUAUCAAAUGUGGCGGAAAAGAAAGGGAAGUGGUAAUCGUUGUCGUGGAUGUCGAAAACUGUAACAAUUUAUUCGGUUUCGAUUUAUUUAAAGAAUUCGGCCGACAAAUUCCAUUUUCGCAAAUGUCACUUUUCAAGAAAGAAGUCGAUCGAUUGACAAAUGCGGGUAUUUGGAAACCUGUGAAGUUUUCCCAAUGGGCUUCGCCUAUUGUACUAGCGCCAAAAGCUGAUGGUUCCAUAAGAAUUUGUGGAGAUUUUAAACAAGCAGUCAAUGCGCAAAUUGACAUUGAACAAUAUCCUUUGCCCAUACGCGAAAGUCUUUUCCAUAAAAUUAAUUGCGGUCAACAUUUUACAAAAAUCGACCUUAAGGACGCGUAUUUACAAAUGGAACUUGACGAUGAAGCAAAAACAAUAAUGGUUGUCAACACUCCACUUGGGUUAUUCCAAUACCAACGUUUACCGUUUGGGAUUGCAAGCGCUCCAGCUAUAUUCCAAAGAUAUCUUGAGCAGUUACUUCAAGGCGUAGAAGGUUGUGGAAAUUAUCUCGAUGACAUCAUCAUCUCCGCACCUACAUUUCAACAACACAUCAGCCGCCUAGAACAAGUACUUCGUAUUUUGCAACAAAAUGCACAACAACAAGCAUUUAUAGCUCUUAAAACGCAUAUUCUCAAUGCAGCGCAAUUAGCACAUUAUCAGGAAGAUUUACCGUUGGUUCUAGCUACAGAUGCCUCCUCCUAUGGCAUAGGAGUUGUGCUCUCUCAUACGUACGUUGACGGUACAGAAAGGCCUAUUGCUUUUGCAUCUAAAACUCUCGACAUUCAUCAACGACGAUAUAGUCAGAUAGAGAAGGAAGGGCUAGCUAUCGUUUUUGGAGUCAAGCGUUUCCAUCAAUAUUUAUACGGAAGAAGAUUCACCUUGGUUACUGACCACAAACCUCUUGUUAGCAUUUUUAAUCCAAUUCAUCAGUUGCCGUCGAUGACGUCACAUCGUUUACAGCGAUGGGCUAUUAUACUAAUGGCUUAUCAGUAUGAUGUUCGGUAUCGUAAAACUACUGAGCAUGGAAAUGCCGAUGCUUUAUCUCGUUUACCUGUUGGUGAAGAUAAAACUUUUGAUCAUGAAGAAUCUUGUUUCAACAUCAAUGAACUUAACACACCUAUUGACGCUGAAAUAAUUCGUCAGCAUGCCAAAAAUGACCCAAUUCUUCGCCGAGUUUAUUUUCUCGUUACAAACGGUUGGCCUGAAAAGCUAAUGCCUCAAGAUACGGAGUACAACCGGGUUGUCAUUCCAGCCUCCCUUAAGCAGAAAAUUCUUAAACUUCUUCAUGAUGGUCAUUGGGGAGUAUCGAGAAUGAAACAGCUAGCUCGACAACAUGUCUGGUGGACUAAUAUUGACAAAGACAUCGCACAAUUAACUGAAAAUUGUGAUGUGUGCAAAAUUGCAAAUCCUGUUCACACACGUGAAUACUUAAGCUGGCCUGAAGCUGAUCGACCUUGGGAGAGAGUACAUAUCGACUUUGCUGGUCCAUUUUGUAAUUCAAUGUGGCUAAUUUGUGUCGACGCUUUCUCGCAAUUUCCGUUCGUUGUACAACUAUCUACAACAACAACGGUUGACACCGUAUCAGCAUUGUCUUCUAUAUUUUCUCUGGAAGGUAUACCAGAAACCAUCGUAAGUGACAAUGGUCCGCAAUUUACAGCUGAAGCAUUCAAACAUUUUUGCUCAAAACUUGGCAUCAAACAUAUAACAACAGCGCCGUUUCAUCCAGCCUCAAACGGGUUAGCCGAACGAUUCGUCAGAUCUUUUAAAACUGCUGUUAAGAAAAACAUUGACGAUGGAUUGUCUCUCAAAUUCGCUGUAUCAAAAUAUCUUGCAACAUAUCGUGCAAUGCCGAAUGCUGAAGGUAAAUCACCUGCAGAACUUUUACAUGGAAGGCCUGUUCGUACCUUGUUGAGUCAACUGUUUGAAUCGCCUAGGAAGCACCUUGAAGCUUCGAAACGGAAAAUGAAAUUUAGUCUAAAGCAACCCGUCUUCGCUCGAAACUACGCAAGAGGGGAAAAAUGGAUAAAAGGAGUUAUUGUGAAACAACUUGGUAAAAUGGUUUACCGAGUGAACACAUCUUUUGGUUACAUCAAACGUCAUGUUAAUCAGCUUAAAACUAGAAGUAGCUCUGACCUCUCUUCACAACCAAUUUUUGAAUUCGCUCCAAAUUUCAUCAAUGCCACACCGCCUUCAUCUAGCCAAUCAACAUUAAUGCCUAGUGAAGAACGUUCUACCGAAGUAGUUCAACUUCGAAAAAGUGGUCGUAUUCGGAAGGAUGUUAAUCGAUUUGAAUCCGACGAUUUCAGGAAAACUCAAACUUUGUCAAAAAUUAAGGGCGGAGAAAGUGUUAUAAUCUAG